UUAGUGAACGCAAAGUUGGCUUCUUUCUUCCCAUAACCAUAAAGGAAACCCACAACAGACGCAUACGUUUCCUCCCCUCUAAAUCUACCCUCUUCUUUGUCACUAAGUUUCGCAUCCACAUCUCCUUAAUCAACAAGAAAAUUACUCAUUCCCCUUGCAAGUGCUCCUACAUAUUUGAAUGCACAACCCUGUCUUUUCUAAUGUAUUCUUGAAGAGAGAUUCCAAGAAUUCCAAAUCUCCAUCCGAAAGAGAGAAAGAUGAGUGCAGAUUGGGGACCAGUUGUAGUAGCAGUAAUUUUGUUCAUCCUGCUAUCACCAGGGCUAUUAUUCCAGAUACCAGCAAGGAUAAGGGUGGUAGAAUUUGGGAGCAUGCACACAAGUGGGAUCGCCAUUCUAGUUCAUGCUGUAAUAUACUUCUGCAUAAUCACCAUCUUGAUCAUUGCAAUUGGUAUCCAUAUACAUGUUCAUUGAUUCGAAAAACUACUCAGCCAAGGUUGUGUUCUCUUUCUCUUCUUUUCCUCUUAAUUUCUCACAUCAACAUGUUAAUCAGUUAUCCAAGUUGAAAUUCUUGAGUUUUUACAGCAAGCUCACAUAAAUUCUUGUACUAAUCAUAUGAUGUUUUCCCCUUACUAAUUAUUGUUCCCCUUCAUUCUUACUGAUUAAGAUCACAACUCUUACUACUCCUAAAACUCAUAUUGAAAUGAGAUUGGUCAAUGGUUGACACUUGUUAUUGUAGCAGGCACCGGCAUACAUACAUUCCAAAUCCAAUAAUAAUAAAAAAAAAAAAAGUUAGCAUGUAUGCAA
Hevea brasiliensis (rubber tree) is the source of this 803-nucleotide messenger RNA. RefSeq lists its product as uncharacterized. The transcript has a single exon. Lineage: Eukaryota; Viridiplantae; Streptophyta; Magnoliopsida; Malpighiales; Euphorbiaceae. The record is from RefSeq and is a predicted model, not a curated record. Bases 258 to 470 code for a protein of 70 amino acids.